This is a messenger RNA of Xiphophorus maculatus (southern platyfish), 777 nucleotides long. RefSeq names its product SPC24, NDC80 kinetochore complex component (gene spc24). The record is from RefSeq and is a predicted model, not a curated record. The transcript has 6 exons. The coding region runs from base 61 to 660 and encodes 199 amino acids. NCBI's taxonomy places the organism in Eukaryota, Metazoa, Chordata, Actinopteri, Cyprinodontiformes, Poeciliidae.
AACAACAGGCGCGCGCGGAAGUCUGAAUUUGAACAGUGGAAAACAGAGAAGCUGCCCACGAUGUCUCUUAGCCACAAGUUUCAAGACGUGGAGGAGAAUGGGGAGAUGCUGGUGGCUUUCAUCAACAGCAGUCAGCCCGAGAAACUGAGAGAAGUGAAAGUCGAACGCCAGGCCCUCGUUGACCGGCACCUUGAAACAAAGAAGACUGUGACACAGAUUCUUAAAGACGUGGCACAGAUCGAGGAGCGCGCGGGUCAGAGGCUGCUGAACAUGGAGGAGCAGAAGCAGCACAGGCAGAAGGAGCUGGAGGACUUGGAGGAGCAGCUGCAGCGGUGCACGGCCAAAAGCCAGAUCACGGACUCAGAAAUCCAGUUUCUGCAGACGGAGCUGGAGAGUGUGAGGAACACCGAGAGGGAACUGGAGACUCUGCAGAAUGAGGUGGAUGAAGACACCACCGAGGUCAUCCCGUCUGCAGUGUACGUGGCUCAGGUGUACUACCUAAUAACCAAGAUCAAGUGGGAAUACGACAUGCAGCCCAACAUUUUGAAAGGAGUGCACUACGGUCCAGAUCUGGCCACGCCCAUCAACGUUGACACGUCUGUCCGCUCUCGAAGCGAUAUAAGCGAUCAGCUGUGGGACUUUGUCAGCACCGAGUGGUAGACGAAAAACACAUGUUGUGUAUAUUAGUAUUAUUUUUUUUAUUAUAUCUGUCUGUUGGUCUUCUUGUUGUUUUUCUUUAUGCUAAACUGUUGCGUUAAAUAAAUAACUUGCAACUUU